Messenger RNA from Mesoplodon densirostris (Blainville's beaked whale), 2469 nucleotides. It is a transcript of the gene CAPN3, whose product is annotated as calpain 3. NCBI's taxonomy places the organism in Eukaryota, Metazoa, Chordata, Mammalia, Artiodactyla, Ziphiidae. Gene Ontology annotation, biological process: proteolysis; negative regulation of apoptotic process. Gene Ontology annotation, cellular component: cytoplasm. Gene Ontology annotation, molecular function: calcium ion binding; calcium-dependent cysteine-type endopeptidase activity. The coding region runs from base 1 to 2469 and encodes 822 amino acids. The transcript has 24 exons. The record is from RefSeq and is a predicted model, not a curated record.
AUGCUGACCGUCAUUAGCGCGUCUGUGGCCCCACGGACAGGGGCUGAGCCCAGGUCUCCGGAGCCAAUCCCCCAGGCAGCCCAGGGCAAGGGCACCGAGGCCGGCGGCGGAAACCCAAGUGGCAUCUACUCAGCCAUCAUCAGCCGAAAUUUUCCCAUUAUCGGGGUGAAAGAGAAGACAUUUGAGCAUCUUCACAAGAAAUGUCUAGAAAAGAAGGUUCUUUAUGUGGAUCCUGAGUUCCCACCGGAUGAGACCUCUCUCUUUUAUAGCCAGAAGUUCCCCAUCCAGUUCAUCUGGAAGAGACCUCCGGAAAUUUGUGAGAAUCCUCGAUUUAUCGUUGGUGGAGCCAACAGAACUGACAUCUGUCAAGGAGAUCUAGGGGACUGCUGGUUUCUCGCAGCCAUCGCUUGCCUGACCCUGAACAAGCGACUGCUUUUCCGGGUCAUACCCCAUGAUCAGAGUUUCACCGAAAACUACGCGGGGAUCUUUCACUUCCAGUUCUGGCGCUAUGGAGACUGGGUGGACGUGGUUAUUGAUGACUGCCUGCCAACUUACAACAAUGAACUGGUUUUCACCAAAUCCAACCACCACAAUGAGUUCUGGAGCGCUCUGCUGGAGAAGGCUUAUGCUAAGCUCCAUGGUUCAUAUGAAGCCCUGAAAGGUGGGAACACUACAGAGGCCAUGGAGGACUUCACAGGAGGAGUAACGGAGUUUUUUGAAAUCAAGGAUGCUCCCAGAGACAUGUACAAGAUCAUGAAGAAAGCCAUCGAGAGGGGCUCCCUCAUGGGCUGCUCCAUUGAUGAUGGCACAAACAUGACCUAUGGAACCUCUCCUUCUGGUCUGAACAUGAGGGACUUGAUUGAGCGGAUGGUGAGGAAUAUGAAUAACUCGGAUCUCAGGGAUUCAGACCUCAUCCCUGAGGGAUGCUCAGAUGACAGACCGACCCGGACGAUUGUUCCAGUUCAGUACGAGACAAGAAUGGCCUGCGGGCUGGUCAAAGGCCACGCCUACUCAGUCACUGGGCUGGAGGAGGCCCUGUACAAGGGUGAGAAAGUGAAGCUGGUGCGGCUGCGGAACCCCUGGGGCCAGGUGGAGUGGAAUGGCUCCUGGAGUGACAGUUGGAAGAACUGGAGCUUUGUGGACAAGAACGAGAAGGCCCGUCUGCAACACCAGGUCACGGAGGAUGGAGAGUUCUGGAUGUCCUAUGACGAUUUCAUCUACCAUUUCACAAAGCUGGAGAUCUGCAACCUCACAGCUGAUGCCCUGGAGUCCGACAGGCUUCAGACUUGGACAGUGUCCGUGAACGAGGGCCGCUGGGUGAGGGGCUGCUCUGCUGGAGGCUGCCGCAACUUCCCAGACACUUUCUGGACCAACCCUCAGUACCGUCUGAAGCUCCUGGAGGAGGACGACGACCCUGACGAGUCCGAGGUGAUCUGCAGCUUCCUGGUGGCUCUGAUGCAGAAGAACCGGCGGAAGGACCGGAAGCUGGGGGCCAACCUCUUCACCAUCGGCUUCGCCAUCUACGAGGUUCCCAAAGAGAUGCACGGGAACAAGCAGCACCUGCAGAAGGACUUCUUCCUGUACAACGCCUCCAAGGCCAGGAGCAAAACCUACAUCAACAUGCGGGAGGUGUCUGAGCGCUUCCGCCUGCCUCCCAGCGAGUACGUCAUUGUGCCCUCCACCUAUGAGCCCCACCAGGAGGGGGAAUUCAUCCUCCGGGUCUUCUCUGAGAAGAGGAACCUCUCUGAGGGAGUUGAGAAUACAAUCUCCGUGGAUCGGCCAGUGAAGAAGAAAAAAACCAAGCCUAUCAUCUUCGUUUCAGACAGAGCAAACAGCAACAAGGAGCUGGGUGUGGACCAGGAAUCAGAGGAGGGCAAAGACAAAACAAGCCCUGAUAAGCAAGCAAAAUCCCCACAGUCAGAGCCUGGCAGCGCCGACCAGGGAAGUGAGGAACAGCAGCAAUUCUGGAACAUUUUCAGGCAGAUAGCAGGCGAUGACAUGGAGAUCUGUGCAGAUGAGCUCAAGAAUAUCCUUAACAGAGUUGUGAACAAACAUAAGGAUCUGAAGACCCAAGGCUUCACGCUGGAGUCCUGCCGUAGUAUGAUUGCUCUCAUGGACACAGACGGCUCUGGGAGACUGAACCUACAAGAGUUCCAUCACCUCUGGAAGAAGAUUAAGGCCUGGCAGAAAAUUUUCAAGCACUACGACACAGACCAAUCCGGCACCAUCAACAGCUACGAGAUGCGAAAUGCAGUCAAUGACGCAGGCUUCCACCUCAACAACCAGCUCUACGACAUCAUCACCAUGCGCUAUGCAGACAGGUCCAUGAACAUCGACUUCGACAGCUUCAUCUGCUGCCUCCUCAGGCUGGAGGGCAUGUUCAGAGCUUUUCAUGCAUUUGACAAGGAUGGUGACGGUAUCAUCAAACUCAACGUUCUAGAGUGGCUGCAGCUCACCAUGUAUGCCUGA